CCUACUCCAACAUACCUAUAUAAGGCAUCUCAAAGGAGACAUUUUAGGCCCUUGCGUCGCUCACCGUGGUUUUACUCGGUGUGGAAAGCGAGCUCAAUCGUCUGGGCGUGGGUGUUUGUUGACCCCCACUAUCUUAUCACUUGCACCACAUCGCCGCGUACCACCAGCUCGGGAAUCAGCCGCGCGAUCGCGAUUUCCCCAUGGCGACCGAUUUCAUAAUGCCGCGGCUUCCAGGAGAGCAGCAGACUCCUUACUACGCCGCUGCUUACCCGCAGCGCCCCCAAUACCACCCCCAACAGCAGGUUCCAUCUCAACCUCCUGCUAUCGCGACUGCUUACCCCACGUCCACCCAACUCAACUCUCCACUCUCACCGCUCGGGACACCGGGAAACAUCUCACCGACAUCAUCCAAGAACCAUCUCACCCGCCAAAUCCGGCCUCUGUAUGUCCCCGCGGUGCUACGCCCGACCGAGUUCCCAUCCAAGGAGCCGCCCGCUCCUCCACAGCCCGAGGACGACAAUGGCACGACCGAGGAAUUCCUGCGCCCAAGUAGCAGCAGCUUUAUGAGCCUCGGCGGUCUGAGCGCGUUCGGCCGGCUGAGUAGGCGGUCCACGGGCGACAGCGCGAAAUUCGUUGACAGCAAUUGGGAUCUCGGUCAGUUCCCAGUUCCUACAGGCCCGCCCACUCGGGAGCACUGGAAGCCCGACCACGAGUCGACCAUUUGCGACCACGCGACCUGCAAGCGCCACUUCAGCUACUUCACGCGGCGCCAUCACUGCCGCAAGUGUGGCAACAUCUUUUGUGACCAGCACAGCGCCUACGAGAUCCCCCUCGACCAGGACGCCAACUUCAACCCGCGCGGCACGCCAAGCCGGGCGUGCGGCCACUGUUACACGCAGUUCAAGGAGUGGCGACGCUUGGCGACGAGCAAGCCGCCGAGGCGCGAAUCGACCGGGGGCAUUCGCCAGUGCCAGACCGACACUCCGUCGACCCCCGUCGCGGCGUCACCUACCGGUGGCGGCAUCGGCAGCCUGCCGCUUCACACGCCCGAUGCGGCCCACAGCGUGCCGAGGGAUUGGAACUGGAGCACCUUUUAACGUCGGUUGCCGGUGAAGGACCUUUGAUACCAGGCACAACACUAAAGAUUCAACGCCCAACGAUGGCAACGGCGCUUUCGAAAGACGGGGCUGCCACAGCGCGCGAGCAAGGAGAGAUCUGUGCGCAGUCUUCUUUUGCGCAAUGACAGAACUGGCAGACGCCAUGAUGAAGACC
This is a messenger RNA of Thermothelomyces thermophilus ATCC 42464, 1272 nucleotides long. RefSeq lists its product as uncharacterized. NCBI's taxonomy places the organism in Eukaryota, Fungi, Ascomycota, Sordariomycetes, Sordariales, Chaetomiaceae. The record is from RefSeq and is a predicted model, not a curated record. The coding region runs from base 219 to 1097 and encodes 292 amino acids. The transcript has 2 exons. Gene Ontology annotation, molecular function: metal ion binding.